Messenger RNA from Copidosoma floridanum, 1593 nucleotides. Its product is annotated as cilia- and flagella-associated protein 45. The record is from RefSeq and is a predicted model, not a curated record. Lineage: Eukaryota; Metazoa; Arthropoda; Insecta; Hymenoptera; Encyrtidae.
AUGAAAUCGGCGUCACGAGCGCGAGCCCGCACCGCGGACGCCAAGCCAAGAUCCGCGGUCUCGAAUCGCGUCAAGUUCCCACCCGGGGAGUACACCAUUCACACGCCCAACGAGUGCAACCAGCUGCUCAAAAAUCGGCCGAUUCACCUGAAACAGUGCGCUUACGAUGGCAAGGAGGUGGUGCGCGUGUUCGAGAAGGACGGCUUCCGCAAACUCCUGGUCCCGUCGAAGGAGCUGACAGUCUACCCGAAGAUAAUGACGACCUCCGAGUUCGCCAAGAUCCUCGAGAACAGCCACAACCCGACGACCGAGGAGAAAGAGGCCGCCCUCGCAGCGGCCGAGCGCGAAAAAGAGCGCCUGAUGCGGGAGAGCAUGGCACGGAAGGAGGCGAUCCGGCGGAUGGACCUGCGCAAGAGCCACGAGAAGCAGGGCAGGCUGAACGAGAUCGAGGAGGAGGCGCGCCAACGAACGAUGCACCUGCUCGAGCGAGCCCACAACUUGAAACUCGAGCAGGAGGAGGAGAUUAAAAGGUGCAACAAGCUCAUACUCGAGACCAAGUGUCGGGCCAUCCGCGAUGCCCAGAUAGCGGAGAAAAAGCUGCUGGAGCUCGAGCACCAGCAGGAAGAGCAACGGAUGAACGAGCAGAUGGAGCAGGAGCGCCUGGCGGCGUUGCGCUCCGAGGAGCAGCAGGUGCACGAGAGGGCGAUGAGGCAGCAGCGCUUCGCCCAGGUGCUCAAGGAGCAGAUAGUGGCCAACGAGGAGGAGCGCUUGAUCGAGUACGAGCGGAAGCGCGAGGAGGCCAGGCUGGCCAACCUCAACAGCAUAGCCCAACAGGAGGCCGAGUUGGACAAGUAUCGGGAACUCGAGGCCGAGCGCGAGAGGGUCAGGCGAGAGUUCAUCAGGUGCAACGACCAGAUCAAGCACUUCAAGAGAAUGGAGAAGGAGGAGGAGAGGAUCAUGGACAUGAGGAUACAGGAGUAUCAGAGGGAAAAGACCGAGAGGGAGAGGAGGAUCGUCGAGGAGCAGCGCAACGAGCAGCAGCGCAAGGAACGAGAAAAAGAGCGGAUCGCCGAGCAGGCUCUUCAGGACAAAGAAGUUCAGGCUCAGAUAGACGAGCUCAAUGCUUCGAGGAUCCAAGAGGAGGUGGAGCGCGAGUGGCGUCGCAAAGAAAAGGAGGAAGCCGUGAAGCGCGCCGAGAAACUGAAGAAAUUUCGCGAGGAGCGCACACGGCAGGUCAACAGCAAGAUGAAGAUACAGGCGAUGGAGGUUGAGCGCGAAAAGUACGAGAUCGAGAAGAUCCUCGAGAGACAGAGGGAGGCCCAGUGCCGCGAGCAGAGGGAACGCGAGAAGAAACAGAAGCGGAUGCUCGCGCACAGGAGCGAUAUUCUCAAACAGGUGAACGAAAAGGAGAAAGAAAAAAUAGUGUCCAGGCAGAAGAUGUUCGAAGAGGGUUUGGCGAUACGUGCUGAGAGCGAGCAACGCAAACGUCGACUUCGGGAAGUGAUGGAGCGAAAGUGCCAGGAGAUGAGAGAGAACAAAGUGCCAGAAGUGCACAUAAACGAGGUCAAGCGCAUGAUGGAGAGCAUCAAAUAA